UUGAGAGAAGUGGUGUGUUGUCAUUUUCCAGAAAUUUCGAUCAAAGUGCAAUAAAAGCGGUUAAUUUCAUCGUCGCGUGUCCGCGUGCAUCAAGCACGCGCUUUGUCAUGCAGACACACCUCUACUAAGCGACACAUUCCCGGUAAACAGGAGCAGUGCAGAGGAAGGAGAAUGGGGAAGAAGGAUGCCUCUGGGACCAGAUUACCAACAAUUGAUCAGUACCGAAAACAGAUUGGUAAGCAGGACUACAACAAGUCAAAGUCGUCCUUGAAGGCCACACGGCUGAGAGCUGAAGCGAAGAAGAACUCCUCUGGGUUCAGGGAUGCGUUCCUGGUCAUCGCUGCGAUCCUGUUCUUUGUCCUCUGUGUCUACGCCUUCUUCUACCUCAACCUGAGCACCGAGAUGGACCUGGAUGUGGAUGUGGAUUAAGGAGAGGCCUCGUCGCUUCACCUCGUCCACGAGGAGGGAACGCAGUCCGUCAUCUUUUUGUCACACUUUUGGUGACGCUGCGCCGUCUAUUCAGGAUGAAUGAGACCGUGCAUCAAAUAACUGGAGAUCUACUUUCCCUAUGAUUUCCUGCAUGGGAGCAUGCAAACUAUAUAAUUAUUAUGCUGAUACUCACACUGCGGUUUUUACAUGUGAGUUUCUUCUGUUCUUUCCCCGAACCCAGAUCUGAGAGAGCAGCUUUGAUUAUCUUUCCCUAAAAUAAUUCGGUGACCUCGUGCUUUGUGGCUCUUGUAUAAUGCCCUGCUGCAAAGUCGACCUACAGCAGAGAAAAUGAGUCGCAUUUUAAUUAAAAUGUUCUUUUCACAAGUCUUCCGCUCUACAGUCGAGGCCGAGCCGCCGUUGAUCAUAUUCCGCGGAGUCACAUCCCUCUGUUUUCCCCACUAAUAGAAAAAUGUAAAUCUCCUGCUGAACUUGUCGUCACAUGGAGACAAAACACUUACCUCACAUUCCAGUGCACAAACCUCUCCUGGAGAUCACAAAGUGUGAGAUUAGAAUCCACAAAGCCUUCGCCCUGAUUGAAUGUGUGUGCAGAAUACAGAACAACACAUUCUACCUGCCGCACGUACAGGCAGCACGGAGACACACACAUCCACGGGAUUAGCAUUACAAAUAGGAUCCUGUUUUUUCAUUUGAAUGGAAAUUGCCGAGAUGAAUUACGACUAAGCCACUGUGCUCCUUAUAAGCAAUACCGUGAUUGUUUUUCCGUCUUGUCAAACGUAGGAUGUGAUGUGUCUCUGUAUGAAUGAGAAGGUUUGUCAAAGCCUCUUUAUCCCUACUCUUCUUGCAUGAGUAUGGCAAGGUGCAAGGCCUGACCUUCCUAUUACCAUUAAGUCUAAGCGCUUCCACAGUUCCAGAGAUUCUUUGGUCACAAAGAGACGGCGGCUUUUGUUUAGUCCAUUUGCUUUAAAUGUGUUUUUAUCACUUUGUAUUCCCAUCACUAUCAAUCGCAAUACGGUCUUCUAAAAGGAAACGGAUGCUUUGUGUUGGAUCUGAUUCUUUUAUAUUAGUGUAAUGCAUAGAAGGCCAAAAACACGAGACCAAGUGACUUCUUUCAUUCCCUUUUCUCGAAGUAUCUUUUAAAAGCCAGUAUUGUGUCUGGGCCUGACUGUUCUUUGGCUUCGAUGACAUGGGAGAAUGAUUUUGAGCUUUCAGUUUGUGCUCUUUUCUCCCAUGAUCUCCCGACAUCUGGUAAAAGACUACAUGUCCAGUAAACCAUGUUGAUAAGCGUUCACUCAUACCCUCAGCCAAGGGCUUGUGUCUGGCGUCGGUACACCCAGACACCCUCCUGCAGCAUGUGGGUCACUCACAUGUGUAACAAUAGAUGGGCAGAGCUGAGAGACCUUCAGAUGUGACGCUGGUUCUCUAAAAGGUCACCAUUACCAACGGCAAGGGCGCUGACAUCAGCACAAAGGAAAGAUUCUAUGUAUUCAGACCCAUGUUAUUUCAUUGGUUUGUAUGGUAUAUCAACAUGUUUACAGUUUGCUUUGUCAUAAGGAUUUGGUUACAGGAUACUGUAUGAUAUAUUUUGAUUUAUCUUUCAGUUUUUUUUGUUAAAUUGCUCAAAAAAUCAAAAAAAUCAUGUAUCUCUUUGUAAUAUGAUUAAUGCCUAAUUGAACAAAAGAUUAAAAUAACUUGUUCAGUUGGUAUAAAAUGAUUUGUGUGACUUUUAUUAAACUAUUCAAUGCCUACAGAGAA
Molecule: messenger RNA, 2202 nt
Organism: Pseudoliparis swirei
Lineage: Eukaryota; Metazoa; Chordata; Actinopteri; Perciformes; Liparidae
Gene: triqk
Product: triple QxxK/R motif containing
Exons: 4
Coding region: 172-429 (85 amino acids)
Cellular component (GO): endoplasmic reticulum membrane
Source: RefSeq, a predicted model, not a curated record